Messenger RNA from Microthlaspi erraticum, 381 nucleotides. Lineage: Eukaryota; Viridiplantae; Streptophyta; Magnoliopsida; Brassicales; Brassicaceae. The record is from the annotation of a GenBank genome assembly.
AUGAUCGUCUCCGUGGAGCGAGUUGUUGGCGCAAACGCCCCAGAAGAAACUUGCCACAUCGUCAUCUAUCAUGACGGUAACCUUCCUUACUGGGAAGGACAGAGCUACGGUGUGAUCCCUCCAGGUCAGAAUCCGCAGAAACCAGGAGCCCCACAUAAUGUGCGCCUUUACUCCAUUGCAUCAACGAGGUAUGGAGAUUUCUUUGACGCCGGAGACAAGAUUCAAAUCUCUGGUCUAUCGAGGAAGGUAAUGCUAUUACCAGAGGAUGAUCCAAACCCGACGCACAUAAUGAUAGCCACGGGACAAGAGUGGCUCCUUACAGAGGCUACUUACGUCGAAUGUUCAUGGAAAACAUACCAAACUACAUAUUUGGCGGCUUAG